UGAAAGUGUCGAAGAGAAGUGACUUAAUACGGAAAUCGAAAACGGAAGAAAGCAUAACGGAGGAAAAUGAUACAAACAUCAAAAUGUGCUUUGAUAUGUGUUCUGAUGUGUCUGGGCUCACCCGUUUUGGGUAGCUUCCUGCAUGGUCCUUCGGCGGUGGGCGUGCCCGUGGGAGUUCCAGUUCCGGUGCCAGUUCCAGUGCCAUCACCAUUUCCGGUUCCAUCACCAGUGGCUGUUCCCACUCCUGUGGCUGUUCCCGCUCCGGUAGCUGUUCCCGUUUCCGAUACUGUGACUGUGCCGGCGGUUUAUAACGUUCGUCAGCCAUAUAAUACCUAUGGACCUCCAGAUCAUUAUGCUCCAGCUCCUUCUCCUCCGGCGAUUUUUAAAUAUGCCGCUUCUUAUGCUUCACCUCAGCCAGUCAUUAAAUACUCUUUGGGAGCUCCAGUAACCACCACCACUACUACUUAUACAGGAUUUGCAGCACCACCGACGGCUCAAUAUGCCUCACCACCGCCAGUACAAUUUGCGGCAGCAGCACCACCGCAGUUCAUAGCCAGAUUUGCGGCCCCGCCCACUGGUUACCAGUUUGCAGCUGCCCCCUCCUACGGAAGAUUUAAGCUCCACUUUGGGUCACCACCUCAUCAUUCCCCUGCUGCCGUCUAUGGGGCUCCCCCCACUACUCAGGGCUGGUAACUCGAGAAACCGCAACCCCAGAUGGGCCCCGGCUCAUUAUGCAUAACUAUGAAUGAUAAUUUCCUCAAAUUAGCAAUUAAUUAAAUCUAAAUAAUGUUGUUAUGUUUUGUAUUAUCCGCAGUUCGUGAAUUUAUGCGCAGAACGCGCAACGUAUCGAUUAAAUUAUGCUUAUAUUA
Molecule: messenger RNA, 869 nt
Organism: Drosophila elegans
Lineage: Eukaryota; Metazoa; Arthropoda; Insecta; Diptera; Drosophilidae
Product: extensin
Exons: 2
Coding region: 67-693 (208 amino acids)
Source: RefSeq, a predicted model, not a curated record